AUGGCGACUCUGGCGGAGAAGCUUGAGAAAAUCAAGUCUCCCAAGCUGCAGAACCAGCACCAUACUGCUGUGGUGCUUUCUGCAGUGGAGGAUACUCUUCGCGACCAAAAGGCCGAUUUCUCCCCGACCGCAUAUUUCGCUGCGCUACUUGCACUGCUCUCCCAGUCUCUCUCCGCUGAGCAGGGUAUCGUGAACAAGGACUUGGCUAGUUCCGUCGUCUACCUACUCGAUGUCACAACCACCUUCGUCCCCGCGCCGAUUCUUCGUUCCAAAUUCUCGCAGAUCCUCACCAGUCUCGCGCCCGCACUCUCACUCCCCGAAGUCGAAGCCCCGCUUCUGCGACCGUCAAUUGGUUGUCUCGAAUCGCUGCUCAUCGCUCAGGAUGCUGCCGCGUGGAAUCUGCCCCAUACCGCUAUUGGCCCCCGCCGCGCAACGGCUGGCCUGCUGAGCCUGUCCGUCGAUCACCGCCCAAAGGUGCGAAAGCGCGCCCAAGAAGCACUUGUCAAUGUGCUGAAGGCACCCCCGCCCAGCCCGUCGCUUGAUCACCCGGCCGCGGACAUGUGCGCCGAGUCUGCUAUGAAGACUCUGGGCGAUAGCGUUGCGACCGCCGCCAAACAGAAGAAGGGUCGUAACGACGCAAACCGUGAUAGCCACGAACCGCUUAUCAUCCACUCUUUGCAGCUGGUCAAGACCAUUGCCUCCGCGUCCGGCGGCUGGCCCAGCAAGAAGAUCGAGCCUCUGUGUGAGCUGCUCAUGAACGCUUCCCGUUCCAGCAACGAGUACAUCACCAUGGGCGCCUUCGAGGUCUUCGAGGUGAUUUUUGAGGGCAUGGCUGAUGAGUUUUCCUCUUCCAAGCUUCCUCGCCUGUUGGACGCCAUCUCGGAACUGAAGCCUGCACAGAACGACUCGCAGCUUCUUCCCCCGUGGAUCGCUGUGUUGUCUCGUGGAUACGACGUAUCUGCACAGAUUAGCCCUGAAGAUACCUUCGAGAAACUUCCUGAACUGUUCCAGCUCAUUUCUGGAUUUUUGGCGUCGCCAUCCCACAACAUCCGCGUAUCUGCUUCCGAGUGCUUGAUUUCAUUCCUGCACAACUGUAUUCCUAACAGUGUCAUUCUGGAUGCUUCCGUCUAUGACGAGAAGACGCUUGAGAAACUGGCCCGCGUGGCUGGUGACUUGCUCUCUGUGAAGUACCAGGCUGCUUGGCAGGAGGUUUUCAAUGUCUGUUCUGCCAUGUUUGAUUGCUUCAAGUGGCGGUCUAGCCCCUUCCUCGUCGAUAUCGUCACAACCAUCGGCGAAUUGCGCAGCAACGAGUCGUUCCACGGCAAGAAGGAGGCUGACAGUGUUCUGAGCAGUGCCAUUGAGGCCAUGGGCCCGGCUGCUGUCCUUGAACUCUUGCCCCUGAACAUUAUCCAGCAGAAGAAUGGCCAGCCCGGUCGUGUUUGGAUGCUCCCCAUCCUUCGGGACAGCGUUACUAACACCAACCUGGGUCAUUUCCGCUCGGAGUUCGUGCCUCUCAGUGAGGCGCUGUACCAGAAGAUGGUCGAUUUCGCUUCUGCCGAGAAGCAGGUGGAAGUCAAGAUUUUUGAGACUUUGGUUCAGCAGACCUGGGGCAUUCUCCCCGGUUACUGUGAGUUGCCGCUUGAUCUCGUUGAGGCCUUCGACCAGAGCUUUGCCGAGCUUUUGUCGAACGUCCUGUACAAACAGACCGAGCUCCGUGUCGAGAUCUGUCGCGCCUUGCAAAAUUUGGUUGAAUCGAACCAGGCAAUCUUGUCGGUCGAGAAAGAAGAAGAUGACCUGAUCCUGCAGCGCCGUAUCACCAAGGCUGCCGCCGAGAAGAACAUUGCCCAUCUGGCUGGCUUUGCCAGUAAUCUGCUGGCGGUGCUAUUCAACGUGUAUAGCCAGACCCUUCCCCACCACCGUGGCUACAUCCUGCAGUGUAUCAAUGCCUACCUGAGCAUCACCCCGGAGACGGAACUCAACGAAACCUUUACUCGAGUCACAUCCAUGCUCGAGUCCUCAUUGGUCGAGGAACAAAACACACCUGCUAAGCAAGGUGCAUCCGACAAGAUGCCACCCACUUCGCACACUCUGAUUGAUCUGGUUAUUGCCAUGUCUAUCUACUUGCCCAGAUCUAGUUUUGCCGGCCUCUUUGGCAUGGCUGCGGCCAUUCUAGAUGGCACUUCAUCGAACCCUGACCAGCAGCUUAUCAAGAAGGCCUACAAGCUCAUUCCUCGUCUUGCUUCGACCGAGACCGGUCGUGCCGCUCUUGAAGAGCGCAGCGGUGAGCUCCAGGCUCUUAUGCUUGCUACCUCUGAUAAGACCCCGCCUUCUGGCCGUCGAGACCGUAUGCUCGCCAUCGACGAGCUGAUCACCAACUUACCCACCUCAGAACUGCAUUUCAUUCCCUCGAUUCUCUCUGAGGUGGUUUUGGGAUGCAAGGAGAGCAACGAGAAGGCUCGUACUGCUGCUUUUGAUCUACUCAUCCACCUUGCUCGCCGUACCAUCGACCCCGAGCGUAACCCGGCCGGCACUGUCAUCCGCAACUCCCUGGUACCUCACAUGCCCGAUGACUCGGCCGAUGCCCCCGCCACCAUUGAGGAAUUCUUCACGAUGGUUUCCGCCGGUCUGGCUGGCUCAUCCCCUCACAUGGUUGCCGCAUCAGUCACUGCUCUCUCACGCCUGUUUUUCGAGUUCUACACACAACUGCGUCCUGAGAUCCUCUCGGACUUGGUCCAGACUGUCGAACUUUUCCUCACUAGCAACAACCGUGAGAUCGUUCGAUCCGUCCUGGGCUUCGUUAAGGUCGCCGUCGUCGUCCUUCCCGAGGAGGCCCUGCGCCCGCGUCUGUCUGCCCUCGUCCCCAACCUGAUGGCCUGGAACAAGGAGCACAAGGGUCGCCUGCGCAGCAAGGUCAAGGGUAUCAUCGAUCGACUGGUGCGCCGAUUCGGCGCUCCGCUCCUGGAGAGCCUUGUCGGUGAGGCCGAUCGCAAGCUUGUCGUCAACAUUCGGAAACAGCGCGAACGCAGCAAGCGCAAGAAGAAGGAAAAUGGUGCCGACGAGGACGACGAGGAGGCAGACAAGACUGGCGACCAGCAACCCAGCAACGCCUUCGACAAGGCUGUCUAUGGCUCCGAUUUCUCUGACGACUCUGACGAUGAAUUUGACGAUGAUGCUAGCGAAAUUGACGUCGACGAGUCUGGCACCGCCCGCAUCAAGGGUCGGGCGCCGGGCACUAAGAAGAAGGCCGCACAGAGUACCCAGUAUAUCCGCGAGACGUCUCCUGAGGAUAACCCGCUGGAUCUUCUCGCUCCCGAUGCGCUGGCUAACAUCUCAACCACGAAGCCUAGCCUGCGCUUCUUGAACACCGGCCCCGGCUCCAAGAAGAAGCGCUCCGCCAAGUUCGACGCCGAUGGUCGUCUGCUGCUCGGUGAUGACAACGCUGGUGAUGUGGAGAUGGGUGGGGAUGCCCAGGGCCCUAGUGGUAUCAAUGCCUAUCUCGCUGCCGUCAGCGGGCCCGAUGCUGUCCGCCGUGGUCAGAAGGGUAAGGUCAAGAUGGGCCAGGCUAAGCGUGGCGGCGACGACAUGGAUCUUGAUGAUGAGGAUGAGGCUGCUCUGAGCGAGGGCAUGCGCGGAAAGGGCCAACAGUCUGGUCGCCGCGGCCUGGGUGCUCCCAAAACUCACGGUGCCCCCGGCGCCGGCCGCAUCGAGAAGCGUCGCAGUCCUGGUGGAAAGACCGGACGCGGUGGAAUUCGGCCUGGACGCGGUGGUAGCCGUGGUGGUGGCCGUGGUGGUUUUAACCGUGGUGGUGGUGGCGGUGGCUUUGGUCGUGGUGGUGGUGGCCGUGGUCGCGGACGCGGAAACUAA
This is a messenger RNA of Penicillium macrosclerotiorum, 3864 nucleotides long. Its product is annotated as mRNA-binding protein RRP12. NCBI's taxonomy places the organism in Eukaryota, Fungi, Ascomycota, Eurotiomycetes, Eurotiales, Aspergillaceae. The coding region runs from base 1 to 3864 and encodes 1287 amino acids. The transcript is spliced from 3 exons. The record is from RefSeq and is a predicted model, not a curated record.